Acipenser ruthenus (sterlet) is the source of this 2786-nucleotide messenger RNA. Its product is annotated as translocating chain-associated membrane protein 1-like. The record is from RefSeq and is a predicted model, not a curated record. NCBI's taxonomy places the organism in Eukaryota, Metazoa, Chordata, Actinopteri, Acipenseriformes, Acipenseridae. Gene Ontology annotation, cellular component: endoplasmic reticulum membrane. Gene Ontology annotation, biological process: protein insertion into ER membrane; SRP-dependent cotranslational protein targeting to membrane, translocation. The coding region runs from base 165 to 1283 and encodes 372 amino acids. The transcript is spliced from 11 exons.
AGCUUUCCUUCCUAAGCUUGUCGUUGUAGGAGGGAGUUGCUGCAGAGUAAUUUCCCGGACUGGUAGAGCACGGCAGUAGUGCAGACGUGUUCUUCUGAAUGCAGUCGUAGGUUUUCCAGUAACGCACGUAGAAAGACCUGUCUUUGUAGUCAACAUCUGUGAACAUGGGAAUCCGCAAGAAAACUAACAAAAGUCCUCCGGUCUUUAGCCACGAGUUUAUCAUCCAGAACCAUGCAGAUAUUGUUUCCUGUGUUGCUAUGGUGUUUCUUCUUGGGCUGAUGUUUGAGGUUACAGCGAAGGUUGCUGUGUUUUUCGUCACUGUCCAGUAUAAUGUCACCAUCACAACCAACGAGGGACCAGAUGAAACAUCCAUCAAUUUUUUCCGUCAUGGGUUGAAAGACUUGGCCACGGUUUUCUUUUACAUGCUUGUAGCAAUUAUCAUGCAUGCCAUCAUCCAGGAAUAUGUGCUAGAUAAAAUUAACAGGCGGAUGCAUUUUUCCAAAACUAAACACAGCAAGUUUAAUGAGUCUGGACAACUCAGUGCCUUCUACUUGUGUUCUUGUGUCUGGGGAACAAGCAUACUUGUCCAAGAACAUUUUCUGUCAAAUCCUGCAAGUUUAUGGGAAGGCUAUCCUCAUACCUUGAUGUUAUUCCAGAUGAAGUUUUUCUAUAUCUGUCAGAUGGGAUAUUGGUUACAUGCUUUACCAGAGCUCUAUUUCCAGAAAACCAAAAAAGAAGAUAUUCUACGGCAGCUUGUUUACAUUAGCCUCUACCUUGUCCAGAUUGGAGGAGCUUAUCUUUUAAACCUGACCCGCCUGGGAUUGGUCUUAUUGGUGCUACAUUACUUUGUAGAGCUUGUUUUCCAUGUUUCUCGUCUCAUCUACUUCAGCAAUGAGAACAAUCAGGCAGGUUUCACUGUUUGGGCAAUCCUGUUUGUCCUUGGCCGGCUGCUCACACUGUCUCUGUCUGUCCUUACUGUUGGUUUUGGCCUUGCUGGAUCUGAACAGGGCCUGGAUCUCGCUUCUGGAAAUUUCAGCGUGCUGAUUGUGAGGAUUACUGUGCUGGCGGUUAUCUGUGUCACACAGGCCUUCAUGAUGUGGAAAUUCAUCAACUUCCAGUUGCGAAGGUGGAGAGAGCAUGCUCAGGCACAGUCCAUGAAAAAGAAACCGGUCCCAACAAAAAGCAAGUCGUCCAAAAAAGAAAAUAAAGCAAAUGGUGUGAAUGGAGCAGUGACUUCCAAUGCAGCAGACUCCCCACGAGCAAGAAAAGAGAAAUCAUCGUAACUUGCUGGCAACAUAUUCUUUCCCUACUAUUUUCCAUUCCAAUUGUAUCCAUUCUAUAGAGGAAAAACGAAGUCGAAACUUUGGACAACCUGUUCUGAAUUUUACAAUCCUUAACUCCAUAUUAAACUGAAAGCAGAGAACAAAAGUUAGGUUUGAAACUGAUGUUCAUAUGUGCUGUAUGAAAGUCCUGACUCGUCAAAAGAAAAUGCUUAACAUCAAAGCUUUUGUGCCAUGCAAAAGCUGUUAUUUGGAUAUUUAAAAUUUCGUAUGUGCCAAAUCCAUAAGUGGUUGCUGGGGAACAUAGGUGUUAGUUAUGUAGAAAUUCUAGACCAAACCUAUUCUGUCUUUAAAAAAAAAAAAAAAAAAAAAAAAGUUUAUCAAUGUAUUCAUAAGUAUGAAAAAUAACCUGUUUUUUCUGCAGCUAGAAUGUGUUUUUUGGCCUUUUACUAAACAUUUUCCCUGGGGAGGUUCAUUAAUUAAUUUAACAUCUAAUGCUUCACCUCGUAUUCAUUGUAUCAUGAAGACCUUGAUAAAGACUACUUGUUAAAGAUCUUGCUGGGGACUAGCAAAUUAACAAUGUUCUGUUACUUCACUAGUAGUCAAUGACAGUUGGGUAUACUUUCUUAGGAAAUCAACAUACAUGUUGGACUUAAUGUUUAUCGGUGUACUGUAACUGCAAAAACAGGUUAUAUACUUCUGUAAAAUGUUGAGGAAGGGGUAAAAAGUCAGGUAUCCAAAAUCCUUGAAAUCAUUGUGUUAUUAAAAUGCCCAGUAAUUCUUGUCUUUCUUUUAAGAGGGGGGGGGGAGAAACAAUGCAUCUUUCACAAUUUUUUUUUCAAUGAUCAAUCCUGCAACAUAUGAUUUAUCCUUGCUUUAACAUUAUUGUAUCAAACUAUUGCUUUAACAAGAUAUAUUUUUGAAUAAAAGAUAUUUUUAUAUUUAUACAAUUUUUGGAGACCACUAUCUUUUUAAAGCUAUAUGCUUAAUGGUGUUGGGGAAAGUUAAUCUAAACCGUUAAAUGUUAAUCAUGAGGGUUUUGCCAUGUUUCAUUAAGUUUUCUGUUGCCAAAUUCUCAUUACGCUUGUUGAACUGCAGUGCAUUGGCCUAAUUAACAUAUUGUAAAACCUGUAACCUUAACUUUCCAAGUUGUUUUGUAUCCUGUUCUGUAUGUCUUGUCUUUUUUUAAAGAUGUUAAGGAAGAGCUUCAGUAAUGGUAUUCUGCCUGCGAGUGCAUUGGUGAUUGUGAGGAAAAACCAUGAGCAACAGAACUAUCUGGAUAUAGUUGUAUUCUGUUCUGAAAUGGGUGGCGUGGAAGGAGAAUGCAAUACAUGUUAAAAAUAUAGAUAAAAGGAAACUAAAGAAUCAAACUCUUCAAUGAGCUGUUCAUUAAACUCCACGUGUGCACAUACCUUUUGUUUUUAUGCUUUUAGUUUGUGCCUCGUGUGUUAUAAUGUUCGAACAUCUAUCUGUGUAAGACGCAAUAAAAUAAAAUUUAAAAAAGGA